Messenger RNA from Leptosia nina, 945 nucleotides. The record is from the annotation of a GenBank genome assembly. NCBI's taxonomy places the organism in Eukaryota, Metazoa, Arthropoda, Insecta, Lepidoptera, Pieridae.
AUGGAAGGCUGCACACGACACGUAAUAUUGGCGCUAUGCGCAUGCGCACACGCGCAAUACGCCGAAGAACGUGCGCCCCGAUACAUCGCUACAGAGUCCAAAACAGCGCCGCCCCCGCCCGUCGCCAUUCUUAAACAGAUAAACAGACACAAUGAAGAUGGCUCCUAUACAUACGGCUAUGAAGCUGGAGAUGGCUCUUUCAAGAUCGAAACCAAGUCACCAACCGGUGAAGUUAAAGGGAAAUAUGGCUACAAAGAUGACACAGGCAAGCUAAGAGUAAUCGAGUAUGGAGCCAAUAAGUACGGUUUCCAGCCUGCUGGAGAGGGUAUCACUGUUGCACCCCCCACUCUUGUGGAUGAGUCUACCAGGGAUGAAGGUCUGCGGCCUAGCAAGUCACAGCAAGGGGGUAGAACGCAAUACCGCGCACAACCCCAGCAAUCCAUAGAUUACGAUUACGACGAGCCAGCUCCGCGGCCGGCGCCCCGUCCUUCUCCCCAACCCGCCUAUCGCGCUAGUCCGGCACCCCAGCAGUACCGUCCUACACCGGCGCCAUACAGACCGCCGCCCCAACCUCAGCCACAAUAUAGACCACAACCACAAUCUGCACCUACGCCGCCCAAGCCCCAAUUCUUCUCGGGCGCCGCACCAGCUCCAGUAGAAGACAAUUUCUUCAACCCAGAACCCCAAGCGAGGCAACAGCAGUACAGGCCCAAGCAGGACUUCCGUCCAGCGCCUCAACCACAACAGUUCUCACAAAGGCACACCGAGUUGGACUUCAACCAGGACUUCGGCCCCGCACCUCAGCAACCACGAUUCCAGCAGAACCAGUUCCAACAAGCCAAGCCGAGCCAACAGUUCUCCAUGUUAGACCAACUGCUCAAGGAAUACGCCCUGCCUAAGGGUGGUGCUGCCCCAGUGCACGAUAUCACCUUUGGAUCCUUCUAG